Molecule: messenger RNA, 1428 nt
Organism: Adineta steineri
Lineage: Eukaryota; Metazoa; Rotifera; Eurotatoria; Adinetida; Adinetidae
Source: the annotation of a GenBank genome assembly
AUGCCUUCAUUUCCACAACAUCGGAAUCAAAAAUCAAUUCCAUCUAGUCAAAGUCGUCCAACAGUACCAGCUCGCUCAUCUUCGUCAUCAAAUGAACCUAAUUCUAUUGUUAAUGAUAAUCGUAAAAAACAAAAUCAACCACCACUUCGUGUUGGUUGUACUGAUAUGACAGCUCAGGGACAGAGAGGUCAAUUUGCUAAAUUAUUUCGUGCAGCAGCAUGUGCAAGUGUUGUUCUUGGUCCAUAUGUUUAUACAAUGGCUCAACCCGAGAAAACAUUAAAAUAUCGAUUUCAAAGAACAACAAAUGAAAAUGGAGAAUUUAUUAAAGUUGAUUCAUCAUAUAAUCGACUUGCAACUGAAGUUGCUUAUCGAAUGCGAAUACCUGAACAAAUGCGUCGUUCACCUAAUUUUGAUAUUCGUUCCAGUGUACAUAGAGGAAUUGAUUUUGAUCUUAAUGGUCAUUUUACACCAUUAUUUAAUAGUAUUGUUUAUUUAAUGAUUCCCGAAUGGGCUAAUAUAACAUCAAUUGAUGAUUUAAAAAAAGUUAAAAUAAAUAUUAGUGGUCAAGUCAUUGAUUUUUCCAAUGUUGAUCUAUCAGGAAUAGAUCAGACGAAGUUAAAUUUGAAUUUAAAUAAAAAUGAAAAAUUAAAAAAUGAAAUAAAAGAAACAGUUAAAACAUCAAAUGAAUCAAAAUCAUGGUUUAAUCGAUGGUUUAGUAAUACUCCAGCACCCAGCCCAGCACCACCAUCAUCUUUGCCUUCACCAACAUCAAAUAUACCAAUGACACGCGACAUGUUAUUACUACAAAAAUUAAUUGAAACAUUUUUUCUUUCUGAUGAUGCGAAAAAAUAUAUGAUUGCUGAUCAAUUUGAAAUUGCAUCUAGUGCAUGGCAUAUGAUUCCAUGGAUGGUUGUUGCUAGUUCAUUUUUUCUACCAUUUACACUCUAUACACGUCUUCGUUUACAAUUUCAAACACGUUUUAAACGUUUUCUUUUCUUUCAUUUUCUUCUUUUAAAUGGUCUUCUAUGUUUUUAUUUGUCACCAUUUGUUGGUCGUCUUCUUAAUAUGCAAAUUAGUCGUACACGAGAUUCAUCAACCACUGCCUAUGGCUUAGAUAUGCUUGAAGGUGGAAUUGAAUUUCUGGAAAAACAACUUGAAAGAAAUCGUAUUUUACGUGAAUUAUUACCUAAUGGAAAAGAUCUUUUUGAUCAAGAUGGUGAACGAACUAAAACACGUGUUAGAAUACCAAAUAGUGGUGGUUUAUCAUUUCCAAUAUACCAUUGGAAUCCACUAUUGGGCUAUCGACUUAAACGAUUACAAACUAAAAUGGACCAAUUAAUGACUCUAUCUGAUGUUGAAGCACGAAAAACAAUAUUUAAACCAAUGCCAGGCACAAACUUUGUGGAUAGUCCUACGACUAUAAGAUAA